Drechmeria coniospora is the source of this 2688-nucleotide messenger RNA. RefSeq lists its product as uncharacterized. The coding region runs from base 1 to 2688 and encodes 895 amino acids. Gene Ontology annotation, cellular component: nuclear pore. Gene Ontology annotation, biological process: mRNA export from nucleus; protein import into nucleus; ribosomal large subunit export from nucleus. The transcript has 2 exons. The record is from RefSeq and is a predicted model, not a curated record. Gene Ontology annotation, molecular function: protein binding; structural constituent of nuclear pore. Lineage: Eukaryota; Fungi; Ascomycota; Sordariomycetes; Hypocreales; Ophiocordycipitaceae.
AUGCCCAAGGUCAAGCACUACUCGGCCGCCUGGCUGUCGGGCAACGCCCCCGGCCACCAAAUAUUCCAACAGCCGGUCGAGUCCUCUCUCUCGCGCGCGCUCUCGCCGUCAUACGCGUCCAAGAAAAAGGCCGUGGGUGGCCCGCGGAGGACCAUCGCCCGGCGAGGCACCGAAGUCUUCGUCGCCGUCGGCAAGGAGAUUCGGUGGGCCGACUUGGCCUACCUCAAGGAUGAGUGGGCGACGAAGCAGUCGCGAGGCCGCUCUGGCUCGGCCGUGCGCAUCAAGCGGGAGGAUUCAUAUCAGUCGAUGAUGGGUGACGACGGUCCCGAGGCUGCUUCGGGCUUUCGAGCACCGACUGACUUUCUCUCGCUCCAGACGUUGAAGACGCCCGUCGCCGAUGAAAUCCGCCAGUUGAUCAUCUCGCCCAACGCGAGCUACCUUGCCAUCCUCACGGCCCAUACGGCUCACAUCUGCAUUCUCCCGGAUUCGUCCCAUCUCACGAGCGACGACCCUGGGCCCAUGCGGCCCAAAAUCUUCACCCUCGGCCCGACGACCCACGUCACCUCGCGGUCGCCCGUCCUGUCCGCUUUGUGGCAUCCGCUUGGAGUCAACGGCUCCUGCAUCGUCACCGUCACCGCCGAUGCCGUCGUCCGACUCUGGGAGAUUUCGCCCGAGAACCGUUGGUCCUUCGACUCGCCGACGACCUCGGUCGACCUCAAGAAGUUGGCCGACGGCACAACCUUGGACCAGGACUUCACCGCAUCCACCUCCACCACCAACAAGGCCUUUUCGCCCGACUCCUUCGAGAUGGAGGUGGCGGCCGCCGCCUUCGCGACCAAAGGCUCCGGCGGCUGGAACCCCAUGACCCUCUGGGUCGCCAUGCGGGAAGGCGACGUCUACGCCCUCUGCCCCUUGCUGCCGCAACGCUGGGCGCCGCCCCCGACGCUGAUACCGUCCCUUUCGGUGUCCAUCGUCACCACCGUCGCCAGCCUCGAGGAUGACUCCACCGUCGACGACGGCGAGAGGCUCCUGGCGCAGCAGCAGCUCCAGUGGAUGGGCGAGCUGGACGCCCAGGAGCCCCAAGUGAUGGACGGCCUUCCCGGCGAACCUCCUGUCGAGGUCUACACGAGGCCGUCGCGUCCCGGCGUCGUGCCGAGGCUGCAAGGCCCCUUCUACCUCGAAUCGGACCCCGACACGGGCGACGACCUCGACACGUCGACGUCCGACAUGUUGGUCAUCGGCAAGAGGACGGAGACGGAUGAUCUCAUGAUGGGCGAAGACGAAGAGCUGGACAUGGACGACGGUGACCAGGAGGGACUCUCCCUCGCCGUCGUUUGCCUGCUGUCCACGAGCGGUCAGCUGCGCGUCUACCUGGACCUCGACGGCGUCCAGGCCCAGUGGCUUCCGCCCAAGAGCAAGUCGAAGCCGGGACGUCUCCAGGCGCCGUCGGAUCCGCCGUCCCUUCUUGCCUUCCAAGCCAUCGACACGAUGAGCCCGGUCGAGGUCAACGAGGAGAGCUGGCCCGUCUUCAGCCCGGACGUCAUGUCCCGAUACAGCUUCUUCGUCACCCACCACGCCGCCAUCACCUUCGUCUCUCUCACCUCCUGGAUCUUCCGGCUCGAGGGGGAGCUGCAGGGGGAUCACGAGGCAGGCACCGACUUCCGACUCGGUCUGUUGGUCAAUUCGCAAUCCGCUAGGGACAGGAUAUACGCGCAGCCGACAGCCGACACGGCCGUUCCGCUCGCCGCCUCGGUCGCGAUCCGCGAUCCGGACCUCGGCUACUUUCUGCUGUCCGCGACACCGUACGAGCCGAUUGCGCUCACCUUUGAGACGCCCGACGUCGAUCUCGCGCCCCUGCAAGAGAUGGACGAGAGCCUGGUGCCGGAGCGGGACGUGAGCGUGGCGCCGCUCGACUUUUACGAGCCUCGACCCGUCUUCAACCCCCCGCACGCGUUCGACGAGGGAUCGGCGCUGCCCACGCUCCUGGAGCGCCUGCGAACGUCGCGGCACAAGACGACGGUGAACCAGGAGGUCAAGCUCAGCCCGCUCACGCUGCAGAUCUUCACCGACGCCCACAAGGUGCUCAGCGACGAGACCUACAAGCUCGGCGUCGCCGCCGCCGAGGUUUUCCGCCGCUGCGAGCUGCUGCAGGCCGAGCUGCGCCAGCAGGUGAGCAAGGCCAACGAGGUGAAGGGCAAGAUUGACGCCAUCAGCGGCGCCAGCCGCGACAACAACGAGGCGGACAAUGCAAUGUACGACAGGCGCAUCUCGGCCGCGAGGGAUCGUCAGGAGACGCUCACGCGGCGCGUCGAUGGCCUCCGGAAGCUCGUCGGCAAGACGACGACGCGGGACCUCAGCGUCAAGGAGCGCGCCUUUGUGGACGAGGUCAAGACGCUAGAGGCCAACGUUUUAGGCCCCGCGGGCAGGGAGGACGCCGCCGCGAGGCAGUCGAAGCGGCUGUGGAAGCGGUUGGAGGAGGUCAAGAGGUUGCAAGCCGAGCUCGUGCGCGAGGUGGAGUCGCUGAGGAAAUCCGGCCACGUUGAAACGACACCGUCGGCGAGCGAGCUGCGGAUUCCGCAGGACGUUCGGCGGAGCAAGCUGCUGCAAGUGCAGGGCCUGCUGUCGAGGGAAACGGCUUUGGUGGAGGCUGUGACGGCCCGCCUGGAGCGGCUACAGGCCGGCGUGUAG